AUGUGUGCUGCUUCCGAAUUCGGCUACUCAUUAUAUGGUGCAUUUUUGCUGCAUCCCAUUGAGUGUCUUAUUCCCGCCAAGGUAUCAACUUCCGAGUUUCUAUCCCUAGGACUCUGUCACAUAUCCCUAUUACAGAUGGCAACCUCAUUGGUCGAGCCGCAUUGCACAACAUGUGCUGCAGACACUGGUGUUUACGUGGGGAUGUCAAGCGUAGUCGCUGGGCGUCAAUUGGCAUCUAAUAAAGAGUCGGGUGUGAUCAACGGUAGCUCAGUGAACGCAGCAGCAUUGUCUGCGGCGUCAGGACGUAUCUCAUACCACAAUGCUCUCACCGGCCCCUGUUUAGUCACUGAUACAGCAUGCUCGUCGACACUUGUUGCCACCGACCUGGCGACUGCCUGGAUGGUUACUCGUGAGGUGAAGGUGGCUAUUGCUUCCUCCUUGGGAAUGGCACCAAACGGAUCAUCGCAGCGCCGCCUCUUGGCAGCUGUGUGCGAAUACGCAAGGAGCUCUGUUCUAGAAGCUCAUGGAACAGGAACGGCGCUCGGGGACCCGAUUGAAGUCGGUGCAGCGAUCGGAGCUAAACCUGCACUUGCUAUCAAUUCUAUCACCUUUGUUUCAAAUGCCGAUCGAGACCUCAGCCCACCUGUUUGUUCUUUCCAUGACCGAUUGCCAGGGAAGAUCAUAGAUGUGUUACUCGCAGACCAACUAGUCGUCAGCGAUGUCAAGUGUAAAAGACUCAAAUCUUCCGAACAUGACCAAGGAUAUCGUCCACACUUGCGUUGGUUGAGACCGCAUUAUACUUGUUCUGCAUUCCUGGAUGGCUCUAUAAAGCUGUGUGUGGCUAUCUGGCCAACGCUCUCCAAGCAAGCGCCUUCUUCAGCCUCGUAA
Aureococcus anophagefferens is the source of this 888-nucleotide messenger RNA. RefSeq lists its product as hypothetical. Gene Ontology annotation, molecular function: fatty acid synthase activity. NCBI's taxonomy places the organism in Eukaryota, Pelagophyceae, Pelagomonadales, Pelagomonadaceae. Gene Ontology annotation, biological process: fatty acid biosynthetic process. The transcript has 8 exons. Bases 1 to 888 code for a protein of 295 amino acids. The record is from RefSeq and is a predicted model, not a curated record.